AUUCUCUAUAGUAUGGUGCUAACUUUGUGUUGUGUACAAACAAAAAGGUCGCUUUCUGAUAAGGGAGGAGUUCUUGGUUGUUGAUUGUGCACGGACGAGAAUUCAUAACUUACUAUCAGCCUAGAACGAAAAAUCGUUUCUGGGUUCAAUCAGUGUCAACGCGAUUCUGGCGAGCACUGAUCGGGGUUUCGUAAUAAGCGCGUUGUGGGGUAACAUGCAGACGGUGCAGAGCCUGAAGGAUGGAAUCUGGAAUCUGCCCAAUACAGUGACUAGUUUCCUUGCAAAAGAGGAGGUAGUUCCCAGCGCGAAUAGUGAUGAUAGCAGCAACAAUAAUAACAACAACGGGAGCAGCAAAUCGAUGACUAAUAGUGAUGUCAGUGGAAAGAGUAAUCCCGAUCAGAGUAACGCCGAUGAUAUCACCGACAAAUCCGAUUCGGAUGAGGUGCUCGUUGAGGAAGGUGUUGCUUUGGGGACUUCCAGUUCGGUUCUGUCCAGCGAUGAAAGCUCACUGGAACGGUCCCAUGCCAUCCCAUACACACUCAUUAAGGAACAAUGGCAACUGGUGUUGGAUCAGGAAGAAACCGUCACUAUUCCUCAGAUGGAAUCGGCCAUCCAGAAGUGCAAGGACCUAGUCCUGCAGACUACGGAGGACUCCAUCGAGCGGAAAUGGUUGGUACGGCAUCUGAUCGAGCUGCGACAUCGACUGAGGGAACUUCAGGACGUGGAUAGCGAUCCGGACGCGGAGCCUCCGGACACGAGGGUCAUCCUUGGGCAUCACUUUGUCAAAUGCGGCGGCAAUAGCUCGGCCAAACGAAAGUUACACUGCGACCAUUGCGCGGGCAUUAUUUGGAAUGUGAUGCAGCCGUCUUACGUCUGUGCUGAUUGUUCUUUUGUCGCUCACCACAAGUGCAUACCGAGCGUGAUAAGGAUUUGUGCUCACGUAAUCACCACCGAACGGAACCGUCCGAUCGAAUGCAUCUGCCCGGAGAUAGGACUGGCGUUUCAGAAGUAUACCUGUGCCGAGUGCGGGACGCAGCUUAGCUAUAAUGUUUCUACGGGAUUCAGCUGCUUCGGGGUAGAGCUCAAAGCCGAGAAGCUCAACAGCAUCGUGCCCCGUUUGUGCGACUACUCGGGCCUGUACUACUGUCCGGCCUGUCACUGGAAUGAUACCAGCAUCAUUCCGGCCCGGGUCAUGAACAACUGGGACUUUUUGCCGCGGAAAGUCGGCCGAGCCUCACUGCAGCAGAUCCGGUUGCUGUACGACCGACCCAUCAUCAAUCUGGAACAACGUAAUCCACGUCUGUUCCAACUGGUGGCGCUCAAGUUGGGUGUGGUCAAAAAGCUGCGCCAGAAACUGAUCCAAAUGCGACGAUACUUGAUGGUUUGCCGGAUUGCUGACGAACUGCGACUGGUUCGCGAGAAUAUUGGCGACAGGCGACACCUGAUGCAGAACGUGGACAUGUACAGUGUGGCGGAUCUGGUUGGAGUGGAGAACGGGACACUACUGGACUUUCUACGCAAGGUUCUCGUAGCCUUCGAGCGACACAUUAGGAAUUGUGUGAUUUGCUCCGGCAAAGCCUACAUCUGCGAGGUUUGCAACAACGAUGAAAUCUUGUUCCCCUUCGAUGAUGCUGCCGUUGCUUGCACACGCUGCAAUUCGAUUUCGCACCGAUCGUGUCACGCCCGAAAGAAUCAAAGCUGUUUGAAAUGUACCCGCCUUCGGAUCCGGGAGCAGCAGAUGCGGAACGAAAUCCUGGAUGCCGCCAACGGAAAUUGAAGACGAGAAAUUGAUUCAUGGAUUUGAACUCGAAAUAUUCGCUUUUUGCGCAUUUUAGCAACGUCACCGAAUCUAACGAAUACAGCAAUCGUGCACAACUAAAUUUGCUUUUGAAUUGCAAUAAGUUGG
Molecule: messenger RNA, 1906 nt
Organism: Aedes albopictus (Asian tiger mosquito)
Lineage: Eukaryota; Metazoa; Arthropoda; Insecta; Diptera; Culicidae
Product: differentially expressed in FDCP 8 homolog
Exons: 5
Coding region: 215-1777 (520 amino acids)
Source: RefSeq, a predicted model, not a curated record